CCUCUUACAUCUCAGACUAUGGCUAUGACAUGGCAGCCCAUGGGGCCCACGUUGAUAUCCUGUAUCAGACGCAGGGCCGCCCUCGCCUCUUUGCCUUCUAGACUUGCCUUCCUUCUCUCGCUGUCUUUCUCUCUCUCUCUCGAGACUCGCUGUGCAUCUUCAUACUCCCGUCUGAAUGACCCCCUCAUGAAUGACCAAUGGAUGACCCACGGAAAAUUGCCCCAUGAUCAGGGCCUCGUCCCUCCUUCCAACGUGCUCACCCCCCAUUCCCCAGCGACGUCGUCCCUGGGAUUCAAUUCCCUCUCGGAGAAACAGGCACAGGAAAUAUAUAGUCUACAGUACCUCUGUGUGCGUAUGUUGUCUAUAGACCGUGUUCAACAAGGUUAUGCCCAUAAAGAAAAGAGAGCUGGCGACUAGGGUUUUAAUAAAAAAAAAAAAAAA
This is a messenger RNA of Gamsiella multidivaricata, 441 nucleotides long. RefSeq lists its product as uncharacterized. The transcript has a single exon. The record is from RefSeq and is a predicted model, not a curated record. Bases 19 to 417 code for a protein of 132 amino acids. Lineage: Eukaryota; Fungi; Mortierellomycota; Mortierellomycetes; Mortierellales; Mortierellaceae.